AUGUCGAGACAAUCCAACGCCUUCUUUGGCGACGAGACCAACUCGCUUCCCCUCCACCACGAUCCUCACGUAGGCAUCAACAUGGCGGGUCUCGAUGCGCUGGGAGGACAACAUCCGGCCUUGGCACCCAGCAACCCGUAUCCACCCAGCCCAUCAUCAAUGCGGUCACCACACUCUUCCCACGGCCACGCCUCUUCCUCGACCAAAUACAUGCAGGCGUCCAGCUCCGGCGCCAAUCCCAACACAGCCAACUACACCUCACCGCGUCUGCACCACUCGCAAGCAGCUGCGUUCGGGCUUGCAGAUGCUUCGAGCGGAGGUGAGCGCUAUUCGUUCGACAACCAACGACAACAGCAACAUCAUGCUUCUGCGCAACAGCAACAACACGAACAGUCGCACGCUUCGUCAGCCUAUCGCAACGAGGGCCUGGGUCGAUCGCACUCGAUGGGUCACGGCUCGCACCCGAGUCAGUCCCGAUCAGCUGCGAAUGCUGCUGCUGCUGCUGCUGCUGCUGCUUCUGGCUCGGCAAUGUACCUAUCUCCUCAGACGGGUGCUGCUCAGCCGGUAGGCUCGCAUUCGUCCUCAGGUCAUGGCAGCAACGGCAGUGGGGGCACCUAUCUCUCAUCCUUAUCGCCCUCGGGUAUGCGACACAGCAGUUUCAUCAGCGGUGGUAGUGGUGGUGGCGGGAGCGGUUUGCCGGCGACGUCGCCUCAAGACUCGUACAGCGGUCUUCCCAAUCUUUCAGCCGGCUCCUCACAUCCUGCCAGCCUGCUUCCGGCUCCCCAGAUGCUCAACAGCUCCUACAGCAACCACGGCAGUCGCCGAUCCUCCAACGCCAUGGACACCUCUGGCUCGUCAAUACGAGACCCUACCUCCGGAAAUCCCUACAGCCCCAACACGUCCCACUCGAGCCGCUUCGGCAGCAGCAACGCAGCUGCUGGAGCUUCCGGGUCCCGAUCUGCCAGCCACGACACCACCAACUUCAUGGACGUCAGCUCGCCCCGCGAAGCGCAGAGGUCUCCACAUCAGCUGUCUCAGCAAUACAGCAGCUCAAACGCAGGCCUCGGCGACCUCUCCGACGGACUGCCGUACGCCUAUCAGUCGAGUCACGGGCAACAAAGUGCUUCCAAUCAGUAUCUGUCGUCGAGCGGGCGGCAAUCUGGGAGGUAUGGUGCUGAAGGCGGCUACGCCUCGUCAUCACAGGGAGCAGGAGGUCUGUGGCCUUCUGCCAACAUCGGAUCGGGUCGCGGCAGCAUGAUCAUGGACUCAUCUUCCAGAGGCGACAGCACCACUCGCAACCCUGCCAUCUACAGCGACGGCACCUCCUUCGGACAGCACGGUCUAGGUCUCGGCUCUUCCGGAUCCAUGACUACAGCUUCGGACAACUCGAGAACCAGCUCUAGCCGACGCGAUGGCGGCUCCUCCGGUCGCUCCUCUCGCCGCAAUGAAGGCUUCCGACGCGUGCGCGAUUUUGACGACCUGCGACCCGUCAUCGAUAAGACCACCGCAGCGGCGACCGGUGCAGCCGCCAUCUCGGACGGCAAAGCGGCCACAGAAGCAGCGCUCGCCACUUCGCGGCGUGCCGAUCCAGCAGGCGGCUUCGUGAGUCCGCUCAAGGCCUUGACGGCGUACCUGCAUCACACCUACCAUCUCGUCAAUCCGGCCUUCUUCUACGAGCUGAGCUUUAAUCCAAGACGUGUGCUCACCAAGCCAAGCAAGCCGGUGCAGAACGAGGGCAGGGACAAUGAGGAGAGCGAUUAUAUCCUGUAUGUCAACGACUGGUUGGGAACGGAGGAAGGUCACAAGUACCUCAUCCUCGACAUCCUAGGUCAGGGCACGUUCGGUCAGGUGGUCAAGUGUCAAGACAUGACGACGCACGAGAUCGUCGCUGUCAAGGUUAUCAAGAACAAGCCAGCCUACUUCAACCAGAGUAUGAUGGAGGUGACGGUGCUCGAGAUGCUCAAUGGCAACUGGGACCCGAACGACGAGCACCACAUCUUGCGGCUCAAGGACACCUUCAUCCACGCAAAGCAUCUCUGUCUGGUGCUCGAGCUGCUCUCGUCGAACCUGUACGAGCUGAUCAAGCAGAACUCGUUCCAGGGUCUCAGCACCAGCCUGGUGCGCGUUUUCACGGCACAGCUGCUGGACGCUUUGACGGUGCUCAACGAGGCCCGUCUGAUUCAUUGCGAUCUGAAGCCCGAGAACAUCCUGCUCAAGACGCUGCAGACCCCCUCUAUCAAGCUGGUCGACUUUGGCUCGGCGUGUCACGAAAAGCAGACGGUCUACACGUACAUUCAAUCGCGUUUCUACCGUUCGCCCGAGGUGCUGCUAGGUCUGCCGUACAACUCGGCCAUCGACAUGUGGUCGCUCGGCUGCAUCGCUGUCGAACUUUUCCUCGGACUGCCGCUGUUCCCUGGCACCUCGGAGUACAACCAGAUCUGCCGCAUCGUCGAGAUGCUCGGUCUCCCCCCGCAGUGGAUGCUCGACAACGGCAAGCAGACCCAGGAAUUCUUCAGCGUCUUUACCGACGAAUACGGGCGCAAGAGCUACCGUCUCAAAUCCAUCGAGCAGUAUUCCAAGGAGCACAAUGUCCAAGAGCAACCUUCCAAGAAAUACUUCAAGGCCACCACGCUGCCGGACAUUGUCAAGACCUACCCGAUGUCCCGAAAGAGCGGCAAGUCGGCCGAUGUGCAGAAGGAGAUGGCCAACCGAAGCAGCUUUAUCGACUUUGUCACUGGUUUGCUCAACAUGAAUCCGCACGAGCGAUGGACGCCGCAGCAGGCGAAGUUGCAUCCGUUCAUUUCUGGCGAUAAGUUCACCAAGCCUUUCCGACCACCGCUGUUGCCGACGGUGGCGAGCAGCACCGCUUCCAGCUCGGCGAGAACCAAGACGUCCGAGUCGAAGCAUCCCUACGGCGGGUUGGUGCAGCAACAGUCGUCAUCGAGACCGAACAAGGGAUUCCAAGACGCAGCGGCGUACAACCAGCACCUGGCGCAGCAGCAGGCGUACCAUUCGGCAGCAUCCCGCGCCCAGCCGGCGCUCAACAACCCCUAUGCGCGCGAAGAAGCCGCUGCCGCCGCCGAAGCCAAAGCCGUGGCCAAGGCGCAAGCUGCGCAGCUGGCGCUGCAGCAACAGCAGUAUGCGAGGCAGUACUAUGCGGACGAUGCGGGUGGUCGACGGGGUGGUGAUAAUCGGUUGAGCAUGAUCCCUCCCCAGCUAGCCAAGUUGGGGUUGGACGCGAGCAUGGUUGGUGGGCAGAACAUGGCCGGGUUAGUAAACCGGGAUGAUCCACUUCGCGAGUGGGAGAGACGGCAGAAUGGGUUGGCGCCAACAAGUGGGGUGAGCAAGAAGAGGCAGAGUGCCAACUACCAGCAGCUGGAUCUGCUGCAGCAGCAGGCGGAGAUGGGGACUGGGUGGAAUGGCGCCGGUGGCUGGGAGGCGCUGAACAAGCCUUCGAGCAGCGGUAGUGGUGGGCAGGGGAGCUUCAGCGUCGUUGUUGAUGCAAAUCAGACCGGUGGAGGAGGGAUCAAUCCUCCUCCUGCAGCCUACUCCUCCACGCCUGCCGGGCCGGGGAGAGGAUACCAGACUUCGCCGCUGUACAUGAACGGGGCGCCGAUGAGUGCGCAGAACAGCACCAGCGGCGGCGGUGGUGGGCAGGCAAGUGCGACGUUGCCAUUCGACAUUUACGACGCAGGGAUGGCCAACCUUCUCCCACCCUCACUAACGCCCGUUCGGAUUCAGGAUCAUCAGCAGGCGUUCAUGCAGCAGCAGUAUGCAGGGCAGCUCCAAUCGCGCGACAAGAACCAACGGCGGGACGGCAGUGGUGGCUUCGCCGGUCUUUGA
Kalmanozyma brasiliensis GHG001 is the source of this 3843-nucleotide messenger RNA. Its product is annotated as Protein kinase domain protein. Gene Ontology annotation, biological process: peptidyl-serine phosphorylation; peptidyl-threonine phosphorylation. Gene Ontology annotation, molecular function: ATP binding; protein tyrosine kinase activity; protein serine/threonine kinase activity. Bases 1 to 3843 code for a protein of 1280 amino acids. The transcript has a single exon. Gene Ontology annotation, cellular component: nucleus; cytoplasm. The record is from RefSeq and is a predicted model, not a curated record. NCBI's taxonomy places the organism in Eukaryota, Fungi, Basidiomycota, Ustilaginomycetes, Ustilaginales.